This is a messenger RNA of Schistocerca piceifrons (Central American locust), 1154 nucleotides long. RefSeq names its product G1/S-specific cyclin-D2-like. The coding region runs from base 144 to 1154 and encodes 336 amino acids. NCBI's taxonomy places the organism in Eukaryota, Metazoa, Arthropoda, Insecta, Orthoptera, Acrididae. Gene Ontology annotation, biological process: regulation of cyclin-dependent protein serine/threonine kinase activity; positive regulation of G1/S transition of mitotic cell cycle; mitotic cell cycle phase transition. The record is from RefSeq and is a predicted model, not a curated record. The transcript is spliced from 5 exons. Gene Ontology annotation, cellular component: cytoplasm; nucleus; cyclin-dependent protein kinase holoenzyme complex. Gene Ontology annotation, molecular function: cyclin-dependent protein serine/threonine kinase regulator activity.
GCAGAGGGAACACAAGUGCGGCAGGAAGAAGUUUGUGUUGAGUUGCUAAUUGUUCCUGUGGUAGAAGUGACAGCCACAUAAUUACUUGUGUUAAUAUUUUACUCGAAGAGUACAAACUUAUUUCUACAGGUGUGUGUAGGGUCAUGAAUUUGCUGUGUGUAGAACGUCUCGAGGACGACCAACGUGCGGAAAGGGACAGCGUCAUUUACGACGAUUCACGCGUUUUCAAAAAUCUUUUAGAAGAAGAAAAGAACAGCAUUCCGCCAAUAAAUUAUUUCGUCAAGAUCCAGAAAGAUAUUAAACCCUUCAUGAGGAAAAUUGUGGCUACUUGGAUGAUGGAAGUAUGUCAGGAGCUGCAGACGGCAGCAGCAGUGUUCCCGCAAGCAGUGAACCUGCUGGACCGCUUCCUCUGUGGUACCUGCGUGCGCCGGACGCAGCUCCAAGCACUCGCGUGCGCUUGCUUGCUCAUCGCCGCCAAGCUGAGGCAGUCGUGCUGCCUGCCAGUUACCGUGCUGUGCCAUUUCACAGACAACAGUGUGCCGCCCGAGGAGAUCACCGCCCUGGAGCUGGUGGUGCUGUCGCGGCUGCAGUGGCGAGCCUCCGCGGUGACGGCCGUGGACGUGCUGGAGCAGCUGGUGCACCGCCUGCCCUGGGCAGCCGCGCUGCGCCGGCACGCGCUCUCCGUGGCCGCCCUCUGCUGCACCGGCAGCUGCGGCCAGAGAAAGGAAGGUGGAGGGGAGGGGGCUGAGCUCGCCACACAGCUGGGGGCGGCAGGUGGGCAGGCGGCGGCUGCCCGCAUUGCGCAGCAUGCGGGGCUUCUGGACCACGCGAGUCGCGACUUGCAGUUCAAGGCUGGCGCGGGCAGGUUGGCGCUGGACGUGGCCCUGCAAGAGGCGGAGCUGGUGCAGGUGGCGCCGUCGGUGUUGGCGGCGGCGUCGCUGUUGUGCGCGGCGCGGGCCGUGCACGCGGGCGCGGCGUGGCUGCCGGCCGCCGAGGCGGAGGCGCUGCGCCUGGCCGGCGUCGCGGCGCCCGCGGCCGAGCGCGUCCUCUCGCUGCUGGCGUCGUCCCCCUCCCCCUCCUCUGCCGCCAAGCCCGCCGUCGGCCGCUGGGACGCCGUGCUCACCGCGCUGCCGCUGCCCGGACACUCCUUCUGA